GUGCCCUCAAUCUUCUGAGUCACAGGAAUUCAUGCUGGACCCAACACUGCAAGCAAGACAGCAGUCGCCAUACAUGUGUCAAGGAUCAGGCGCCACUGUGCAGCAACAGGCACGGCCAAUGCAAACGACCGAAGAAAUGGUUCGACACGAAGUGAUGACAAGCUUGGCCGUAGCGAAGACCCAUGUAUAAAUAGAACGCUUGUGCUCGAGAUGGAAGAUCAAGCCCGACUUUCCUGCUCCAUUCAUCUCACAAGCUCAAGUUCUACCCUUAUCCAGCCAGCCUUUUCUUUCCUACUCCUUACUUGCCUUCGGCGUUUCCCAAAACUUUGCAAUAGGGCACGUCACAGCCUAAGAUUGUUCAUUCAAGAUGGGUGACAGCCUAGCUUCGCAGAUGGCCGCCUUCACGUCCAUCCCUCUGUUGGGUGGAUACAUCUCCAGCCGCGAUCUCGCACCAUCCAUCGUUUUCAUCGUGGUUUAUGCCGUCGUGGCAGUCGGCAUAGGCAUUAGAAUCUUCCGUAAACAAAUCCCGAUCCCUCUGGCUCUGCGGCCAUCAAUCCUGAUCUUUGUUCGACUUGCCUGCUUUAUCAUCCGGCUGGUCAUCCUCAAUACUAAUGAUGACUCCAAUUCGCUGCUCGGCCUGUACGCUGCAGAGGCCGUUCUGUUCAGCGUGGGCCCGAUCUUUCUGAGUACGGCGCUACUCGCCAUUGUCAAGUCGCACCUCAAAACGAUCAAUUUGCCCGAUUCGAACCCAAAGGGUGCGGUGGCUCGUGCGAUGAAUAUCACCAACGUUCUGCUCAUCGCCUGCAUCAUCCUCACCACCUCGGGCGGUGCCAUGCAAGCGAGUACCGACAUAGACGACAUUGACACCAGCAAGACCCUGCGCAGAGCUGCCACCUUCCUCUUGCUGUUCAUCAACCUCAUCAUUGCACUCCUCAUCGGCUGGAUGUGGGUGCACAGGGCUUUGUCGCCAGCUUACGGGAACCCAAAAUCGGCAAGCCAGGUCGGUCCCGCGCGCGAGAUUGUUCGCGCCCUGAUUGGCGUCAAAGUCGACUGCGAGUCCGUGCGCUCCAGAUUGGUAAUCGAUUCGUUCUACUGUGCUUUCCUCCUUUGCGCUGUCAUCUAUAAAGCCGUGCAGAUCGAGUCCACUUCGAUCGAUGAUACCGUUAACCUCAAGACGAUCUUUUGGGUCGUCUAUAUCGUUCCAGAAGCAAUCUGCAUGACAUUCUUCGCACGUUACAAUUGGGGCAGGCUGCUUGCACCACUUUUGGAGGAGGACGGCAGCGAGACGGGGCCCUCCAAGCAAGACAGAUACGCAUGAUGGAAAUUAUCGACACAACACAUGAUCGAUUCGCAAGGGCUUAUGCCUCCCAUGUAGCGUAGUCGGGCU
Molecule: messenger RNA, 1387 nt
Organism: Tilletiaria anomala UBC 951
Lineage: Eukaryota; Fungi; Basidiomycota; Exobasidiomycetes; Georgefischeriales; Tilletiariaceae
Exons: 2
Coding region: 368-1318 (316 amino acids)
Source: RefSeq, a predicted model, not a curated record